UUGUUGUGGACAUAUCGAUGGAAUUAUUUGCACGCGUGUUAAAUCCCUUCACUUAAACGUUUGUUAAAAGAAGAAUAUAUAAAUGUCGUUACAGAUAAUUGGAGCAUUCCCACUGCUACGCUCCGCUUCAGUGAAAUUGUGGAAAAGUCAAUCCCAUUAUUUGAAAUCGAAAGCCAAAUAUUGUAUUAGCGGCAGCAUAUUAAAUUUUGCCAACAAAGCUCCAUUUAGUAUCCAAAACAACAUUGUAAAUUCGAUUAACAAUAUUAGUAUAAAACCUGACACAACUACACUUAAUUCAAAAGACUCGGCUGCAAAUUCUAAUUGGGGCACGAAGAAAAGCAAACGAAAAGUAAGGUUACGCUUUACAGACAUGAGUAAUCCAGAGAUAGAAGCAAAAUUAGCACCAUUGCGUGCUGCUGUGCUGGAGCAAGGAAAUUUGGUUCGGGAACUAAAAGUGAAAGGCGCGUCUGAGAUAGACGUAAAACGGGCAGUGGCUGAAUUAAAAGCCCGUAAAAAGAUAUUGGAGGACCGUGAGCUAGAACUAACUCCAAGUGUCGUAACAUUCGAUCGAUCGAAAAUGGAAGAUUUGCUAAAACGUCGUUUCUUUUAUGAUCAAAGUUUUGCAAUUUACGGUGGUAUAACAGGCCAAUAUGACUUUGGUCCAAUGGGUUGUGCAUUGAAGUCAAACAUCCUCUCUCUGUGGCGUCAAUUUUUCGUAUUGGAAGAGCAAAUGCUUGAAGUAGAUUGCUCAAUAUUAACACCAGAACCAGUACUAAAAGCUUCUGGACAUGUCGAUCGAUUUGCGGAUUUGAUGGUGAAAGAUGUCAAAACUGGUGAGUGUUUUCGGCUUGAUCAUUUGAUAAAGAAUGCUUUGGAAAAAUUAUCAAAGGAGAAAACUGCAACACAAGAAGUAAAAGUCGAAUGUGAAGACAUUGUUAUUAAACUUGAUGGCAUGAAUAAGCAAGAGAUGUCUGAUGUACUUGCAAAGUAUAGCAUAAAGUCACCUUUAACUGGUAAUGAUUUGACUGAACCGAUUGAAUUUAACUUAAUGUUCGCUACUCAAAUUGGGCCUACUGGUUUAGUAAAAGGCUUCUUACGACCAGAAACAGCGCAAGGUAUUUUCGUAAAUUUCAAGCGAUUACUUGAAUUUAACCAAGGAAAAUUGCCUUUCGCCGUGGCUCAAAUUGGUAAUUCAUUCCGCAACGAAAUCUCUCCCCGCUCUGGACUUAUUCGUGUUCGAGAAUUUACAAUGGCGGAGAUUGAACAUUUUUGUGAUCCAUCUCAUAAAAAUCAUCCAAAAUUUGAAAGUAUUGCCGAUACUCGUUUGACACUUUAUUCGGCAUGCAAUCAAAUGGAUGGCAAAUCAGCUCAACAAAUAUCAAUUGGGGAAGCUGUAAGAAACAAUUUGGUCGCAAAUGAAACACUAGGUUACUACAUGACAAGAAUUCACCAAUUCCUUAUGGCAAUAGGUAUAAAACCAGAAUGUCUUCGUUUCCGUCAGCAUAUGAACAAUGAAAUGGCCCAUUAUGCUUGUGACUGUUGGGAUGCAGAAUGCCUUACCAGCUAUGGCUGGGUAGAAUGCGUUGGCUGUGCUGAUAGGUCCGCUUAUGACUUAGGUCAGCACACUCAAGCUACUGGGGUAAAACUGGUGGCUGAAAAGCGUUUACCUGAACCGAAAACCAUUGAAAUCGCCGAAAUCGUACCAAACAAACAAACUUUGGGAAAAACUUUUAAAAAAGAUGCAAAAUCAAUUACAGAUGCAUUAUCGAAGCUUUCCUUGAGUGAUGUGAAUGAAGUAGAACAAAAUUUGAAAGAUAAAGAAGAAUACGUCCUCUCUCUACAUAAUGGUAGUGAAUUCAAAUUGACUCCUGAUACUAUAUCCGUCAAGCACAGCACUAAAACGGUUCACGUAGAGGAAAUUACACCAAGUGUCAUUGAGCCAUCUUUCGGAAUAGGUCGUAUUAUGUACGCAUUGCUUGAACAGAAUUUCCAAUGUCGUGAAGGUGAUGAACAGCGUUGUUACUUCACACUACCAUCUGUGGUUGCACCAUUAAAAUGCUCAAUAUUGCCAUUGUCAAAUAACACCGAAUUUAAUCCAUUCAUCCGUCAGUUGUCCUUUGCGCUAACCAAGGCAGAGCUUUCACAUAAAGUCGAUGACUCAAGCGGAUCUAUUGGUCGUCGCUACGCGCGAACUGAUGAAAUUGCCAUACCAUUUGGCAUUACCAUUGACUUUGAUACACUAAAGGAACCACAUAGUGUAACUUUAAGAGAUCGCGAUUCUCUUAAACAGGUGCGAAUUGGCAUCAAUGAAGUUACAGAAGUGGUUAAGGACCUGUGUACUGGAAAAGUGCAUUGGUCUCAAGUUAUGGAAAAAUACCCCAUAUUUGAACAGCAGGAAGCUACUAAGUGAAAAAGUGCAUUUCAAAUAUAAUUAUGUAAACAUUUAUAAAAUUUUCGAUUUUUGUAAUUUUAGAAUCUUUCGUUAUAACGGUAUUUAAAUCAAGCUAAAACAUAAACAAAAA
Molecule: messenger RNA, 2522 nt
Organism: Bactrocera tryoni
Lineage: Eukaryota; Metazoa; Arthropoda; Insecta; Diptera; Tephritidae
Gene: GlyRS
Product: glycine--tRNA ligase
Exons: 2
Coding region: 83-2410 (775 amino acids)
Biological process (GO): mitochondrial glycyl-tRNA aminoacylation
Cellular component (GO): mitochondrion; cytoplasm
Molecular function (GO): glycine-tRNA ligase activity; ATP binding
Source: RefSeq, a predicted model, not a curated record